CGCCCUCUCCUCCCUCUGUCUAGGGCUUUGGAGAGGAGGAAGAGGAAGAUGACGAGCCAGCGCAAUUAGCCUAACAAGGGACAGGAGGCGGCGGCAGCAGCAGGCGCGGUGGCGGUGGCUUUUCCCGGGGCCAUUGACAUGUCUUCUUGCCUCCUUUCCUCUCCCUGCCGGCGGGAAAGGGGGACGCUGCGGAGUUGAGCGGAAAAGUCCGGCAGGAUCUUCUUUUCUCUCUCAUGGCAGCUUCUUGAAGAGUGGGAGGAAUCCGUUUUUCUCCCCUUCCAAGGACCCCAUUGUGGAGACGGGACUUGGCUCGGAUUUGUGUUUUUCCCCUCUUGUUCUUAGGAGGUGGCUAUCUUCUUUUGCUUUUCUUUUGAGAGGUAUUUUUCUUUUUUUCUUUUGGAGAAGGGGGAAGGGAGCGCAUGUGGAAAACUGCUUUUUUUUGGUUUCUUCCUCUCUUUUGUCCCCUCCUGUUUGUUUGGUGCCCCCCCCCUCCCGCCAAUGUGGACUCCCGCGGAUUUACUCUUCCUUUGUAAUUGGGCGAUGAAAUAAUGGCGACCCGUUGGGCAGCGGGACCACCCGGGGGAGAUGAAGACGCUCAGCCAGCCGAAGGCGCCCAGAGCUGCAACCAGGUGUCCAAAAAUAAAGAUGGAAAGGAACAGAGUGAAGCUGUAUCCCCGUCAGAGGAUGAAGAAACAUUCUCUUGGCCUGGCCCCAAAACGGUAGUUUUACGCAGAACGACACAUGGUUUUGGCUUCACCUUAAGGCAUUUCAUUGUUUAUCCCCCAGAGUCUGCUGUUCAGUUUUCCUUUAAGGAUGAAGAGAAUGGAAAUAAAAGUGGGAAACCACGAAACAGAUUGGAGCCCAUGGAUACCAUAUUUGUUAAACAGGUUAAGGAAGGUGGGCCUGCUUUUGAAGCUGGAUUGUGCACAGGUGACCGCAUUAUAAAAGUGAAUGGGGAAAGUGUUAUAGGGAAGACAUAUUCUCAAGUAAUCGCUUUAAUUCAGAACAGUGACAGCGUAUUGGAACUGAGUGUUAUGCCAAAAGAUGAAGACAUCCUUCAGCUGGCGUAUUCCCAAGAUGCCUACCUGAAGGGUAAUGAAGCCUACAGUGGUAAUGCCCGCAAUAUACCUGAACCACCGCCAAUAUGCUAUCCCCGGUUAACAUCUGCAGCUUCUGUCAUGGCACAACCUGUUGAAAAAGCACCUUCCGACUCUUCGCUGGGAAAGCAGCAAACUAGUAGACCUGUACGGACAUCAGCACAACCAGAUAAGGCCUACAGAAUGGAAAUACAAGUGCCUCCAUCCCCCACAGAUAUUGCAAAAUCCAACACAGCUGUCUGUGUUUGCAAUGAGACUGUAAGAACUGUUGUUGUGCCUUCUGAGAAGGCUGUAGAUUUGCCAUCUUGUAGAACAAAUCACACUGGUCCAACACACCGGACAGAAGAAGUCAGAUACGGUUUCAAGGAACAAACCCUAAAAACAAAAGCACGAACCACAUCAGCACCCACAUCAACGUCUACUGCCAUUGUACUUCCACAGACUCCACUUAUAAGGCCAGUAGAUCCCACUGGACUGGCUAACAAAUCUGGAAACUGUGGAGGGCAUUUAGAAGGAAUUUCAAAUGCUAGACCUCCUGCUCAAAUGGCAGGUAUUCCCUCUGUCACUACCAAUCACUAUACUUCUCCAAACGCCCACCAACACAUAGACUGGAAAAACUACAAAACCUACAAAGAAUAUAUUGAUAACAGACGUUUGCACAUGUAUGGUUGCCGAACUAUACAGGAAAGGCUAGAUAGUUUAAGAGCAGCAUCUCAGAACACAACAGAUUAUAAUCAGGUGGUACCGAAUCGCACUGGCUCGCAGGUACGACGACGGAGCACCUCUCAUGAUAGAGUUCCACAGUCUGUUCAUAUUCGGCAAAGGAGUGUGUCCCAGGAAAGACUUGAGGAUCCUGUGUUAAUGAAAGAUUGGCCAAGGAGUGCCUCGCAGGAUGCUCUAACCUCACCAAAUAUCAGCUCCCGAAAUCACAGGACACGGUCUUGGGACUUUUUAGGCAAGCAGGGUGAAACAUUAGAAAACUUCCACUCAGAUAAUCUUGUUGUAGAUUUAAGCAGAGACAGAAAGAAGAGCUACAAAUGGCCUGGAUUUACUGAACCAGAUGACCGCCGAGGUAUUUAUGAAAGAUCUAGGCCUCCUGCAUUUCACAUGUCUCUUCGUGGUUCGCAUUUUUCUGUGGUUCCAGGUGCUUAUAAUUCAGAUAGUAGGAGAAUGGGCGGUAGAGCCAUGGGGCCUGCCUCCCAGUUCCAAAAGGUGCCAUCAGAUGUGAAAACAUUGCAGCCUUCCAGAGACUUGCCAGCUGCUGUUGGGACUUCAAAAUCUACAAGCAUUUUUCAGGAAAGAUCAUCUCACUUAACAGCUAGAAGCACAAGAAGCAGCUCUUUGAAGACUUCUGUACCCUAUGCAGCAAAACCAUCACUUCCCCUUAAUCAGAGUCUAGACAAUGUUACUACCAAAGACCAAAGAGAAGUAAAUCAUAUACAUCACAGUGGUUUGUUAAAUCAGCAAUCAACGAUACAAGCAGAAAGUAUACCAGACCAUAAAAUAGAACUAGACCUGAGCACCCUAUCCCCUACUUCCUGUAUAGCUUCGGCCAAAUUUGUCCCUCAGAUUAGUGAGCACUUAACUACCUCUGUUAAUUUAGAUUUCUCUGUCAAACAGAAGGUUGAGGAUGAAAGUAUAAAAGAGGCUGGGAUUGAGGCAGCAAAUGAUGUAGUUGAGGAUGGAGAAAUGGUUACCUUGCGAGAAAAGUCCCCUUCUGGCCAUCAAACAUCACAGCCUUUACGGCAUCAGUCUUACAUUUUAGCUGUAAAUGAUCAAGAACCUGUCUCUGACACUACUUGUUGGUUACCCAAUGAUGCACGUCGAGAAGUCCAUAUAAAAAGAAUAGAAGAAAGGAAAGGUUCUGGUUCCAGCCCACCAGGUGAUUCCUUGGCAUCCAUUCCAUUCAUAGAUGAGCCAACUAGCCCCAGCAUUGACCACGAGAUUGCCCACAUUCCAGCUUCUGCUGUUAUUUCAGCAUCUUCUUCACGAGCACCCACCAUUGCAACUGUCCCUCCUAGUCCCACAUCUCUUGUCCCUUUAAUUCGACGUCAGCUAUCACAUGACCAUGAAUCUAUCAGGAUAAGUGUUCAGGAUGGCCAGAUUGCCACAAAAAGUGAGAGGUCUAAGUCUUACGAUGAAGGACUGGAUGACUAUAGAGAAGGAAAAGUGUCUAUAAAGCAUGUAGCUAGCUUCAAAGGAAUCAAGGCCCCAGACAGCCAAACAUCUUCAGAAAACUCAGGGUCCAGAAAAGCUUCUUCUGUAGAGGUCUUUGGUGAUGCCACCAAGGAAGGAUGCCUCCAUUUUCGACAGCUAGUCACAGACAAGGGAAAGAGAGUUGGAGGGAGUAUCCGGCCAUGGAAACAGAUGUAUGUGGUUCUUAAAGGCUGUUCCCUGUACUUGUACAAGGAUAAAAAAGAACAAACGAUUCCAUCAGAGGAAGAGCAGCCCAUCAGUAUCAAUGCUUGCUUGAUAGACAUUUCCUACAGCGAAACAAAGAGGAAAAAUGUAUUUCGACUUACCACCUCAGACUGCGAAUACCUGUUUCAGGCUGAAGACAGAGAUGACAUGUUGGCAUGGAUUAAGGCUAUACAAGAGAACAGCAAUUUAAACGAGGAGAACACCGGUGUGACCAGCAGGGACCUAAUCAGUCGAAGAAUAAAAGAAUACAGCACAAUGAUGAGUGCUUCUAGCGGCAAAACAGAGCCAUCCCCCAAAACACCUCGUCAGACCUUAAGCAUCAGGCAGACAUUCCUUGGUGCUAAAACUGAACAAAGGACCCAAAGCCCACAUUCUCCAAAGGAAGAAUCUGAAAGGAAAUUCAUUGCUAAAGAAAAAGAUGAGACAAGCCCACCAAAAGACAAAGGUACAUGGCGAAAAAACAUUCCCAAUAUCGUGAGAAAAACUUUUGAGAAGAAGCCAUCUGCAGCUGGGACCUUUGGUGUCAGACUGGAUGACUGUCCCCCAGCUCAAAGCAAUAAGUAUAUCCCUCUUAUUGUUGAUGUAUGCUGCAAGCUUGUUGAAGAGCGAGGUCUUGAGUAUACAGGUAUUUAUAGGGUUCCUGGAAAUAAUGCUGCCAUCUCGAGCAUGCAAGAAGAGCUCAACAAAGGAGUGACCGACAUCGACAUUCAUGAUGAUAAAUGGCGAGACUUGAAUGUCAUAAGCAGUUUACUGAAAUCGUUCUUCAGGAAACUUCCAGAGCCUCUCUUCACUAAUGACAAAUAUGCAGAUUUCAUAGAUGCUAACAGAAAAGAAGAUCCCGUGGAGCGACUAAAAACACUAAAAAGGCUGAUCCAUGAUUUACCUGAACACCAUUAUGAAACGCUCAAAUUUCUGUCUGCGCAUCUAAAGACUGUAGCAGAAAAUUCAGAGAAGAAUAAGAUGGAACCAAGAAACCUGGCAAUAGUAUUUGGUCCAACUCUUGUGAGAACAUCUGAAGAUAACAUGACGCACAUGGUUACCCAUAUGCCCGAUCAAUACAAAAUCGUAGAAACGCUUAUCCAAAAACAUGACUGGUUUUUCGCAGAAGACGAUGCUGAAGAACCUCUUACAGCAGUUCAGGAGGAAAACACUGUAGAAUCUCAGCCAGUGCCAAACAUAGAUCAUUUACUCACCAACAUUGGAAGGACGGGAGUAUCUCCUGGAGACGUAUCAGAUUCAGCUACUAGUGACUCUGCAAAAUCUAAGGGUUCUUGGGGGUCUGGAAAAGAUCAGUAUAGCAGGGAGCUGCUUAAGACCUCCCUUUUUGCAGCAGCUAGUCGUAAGCGGAAAAAACCAAAAGAGAAACCCCAGCCCAGCAGCUCCGAGGAUGAGUUGGAUAAUGUAUUUUUCAAAACGGAGCCUGCGGAACACCAUCGCUGCGGCUCUGCAAAAGAGGACGUGCCUAAAGAUGAAGCGGAAAAGGAGAUUGCGGGGAGAAAACAGAGAGCAGCGGUUCUGAAAGAGAGUAGUGUUAGAAAAUCUUCUGCGACAAGCAGAGAUGAAAAUGUGUUGCCAAGGAAGGAGAGGACACACUCGGAAGAUCCCUCAUCAACUUACCACCAAAAAUUCAUGAGAUCUCCAAAUCUCAGCUUUCGGCUUAGUACACAAAAAGAUUGCACUAAACCUCCUGUCUUGCAAGCCUCUACUCAGACAGAAGAAACAGUCUCAGACUCGGGCACUAUGCUCAGCACUUCUUCCCAGGCUUCUCUGCAGAGAUACACCUGUAAGAAAUUGGCCCACCCUGAAAAUAAAUGCAGUGAGUUCUUAACAGCUGACGCCAGCUCCAUCACUUCAGAUUACUCGACAACCUCAUCCACUACAUACCUAACUGGAUUAGAUUCCACCAUGCUGAGCCAUGAGGUGCAGUCAGUGACAGAAAGCAAAGGAGAGGAGGCCGAUGAUGAGAGAAGUGAAUUGAUCAGUGAAGGUCGCCCUGUGGAAACAGACAGUGAGAGCGACUUCCCUGUUUUUGCCACUAGUUCAGCCAUGGAGAGGCUGUUUCGGGGGAAGAUGCAAGACAUGGUGAAAAGCAGCCGGAGGAACUCUGAGGAAAGCGAAGUAAGUUGUACUGAGGGAAGCUUGACACCAAAGUUGGACAGCCGCAGACUAUUCAGUUCACACAAACUUAUUGAAUGUGAUACGUUAUCUAGGAAAAAGUCAACCAGACACAAGACGGACAGUGAAGGUUCUGGAGAUGCCAAGUGUGAGAAGGAGCAGCCAUCAGUGACCAAAAUGUUUGACAUCAUGAAGAAAGGAAAAUCAACGAGCAGCUUAGCAACAUCGGCCAAAAGUGAGCCUGAAAAACAGGAGCCUACAUGGAGACUGAAGAUUACUGACAGACUAAAACUGAGGCUCAAGGCUUCUGCAGAUGAUAUGUUUGGAGUGGGCAAUCAGAAAUCAAACUCUGCAGAUACAACUAAGAGAAAGAACAUCAGGAGAAGGCAUACAUUAGGAGGCCAGAGAGAUUUUGCGGAAAUAAGCGUUUUGAAUACAUGGAAAGUGCAAGAGAAAAAUCCGAACAGGGAGAGAGACUUUUCAGCAGUAAACCGGCUGAAGCCCAAAUGCCCAGCUCAGGACCUCUCCAUUUCGGACUGGCUUGCACGAGAACGUUUACGCACGAGCACAACUGACCUUGAUACGGGUGAAAGUGGAGAGCCCCAACUGGAGAACACUAGAAUAGCAGAUUCGUCAAAGAUAGAGCUCUCUUUGCCUGCAGAGAUGCUGGCAGAGGACAGCAGUAGUUCUGGUAGUUUAACUCUAGUUCCUAGAACGCCAGGACCACCGCAGCCACCGGAUCACAUAAACGGAGAAAGCUACCAGAAUAUGAACAAAAGUAGCUUCAGUCCAGCAGUUGAUGCCCAUCCUCAUAAACUAUCUGGGACCCAGGUGGUCAGAUCUCGAUUUUACCAAUAUCUUUAAAAUGGAGCAGUAAAUGUCCACUUCAGCAAUUCAAUAGCGGCCUCACUGUUAACGUGUCCCCAAUUGUUCUGUAUACAUUUCUUUUCUGUACUGUUAUUUUGCAGUUGAUGUGGUUGAUUUCAUCAUUAUGCACUGUGGAAGGGUCUUUACAGAGCAUUAAUACUGCAGAACAUUUGGGGGUGGGGAGGGGGAGAGAGAGAGAGUUUAAAAUAUAUAUAUAAAUAAAUCUAUAUAUAUAUAUAUAUAUAAAUAAAUAUAUUUUAAAUAAAAGUAUAUUUGAUUGCUGCAUACAAAUGUUGAACAAAGCAUCUAAUGCAAAAUGCUGUGUAAUGUGUACAUGGUUUUUAUGACUGACAAUUGACAUUAGUAUGCAGAAAAAAAUGUUCUUUGGGUUUUAGUCACUAACAAGUGCCUCAUCGGGGGAAAAGUUCAUUUGGUUUGUUAGGGUGCCAUAAUAACUGUUAAAUUAGGUGAUGUUAAUAUAAUCAAAUGAAUGCAUUUGACUGGUAAGUCGUUUCAUGACAUGUUACAAAUUUUAGCACAGGUGGGUACAGAGCUUCCAUUCCUUAGGCAUUCCAGUUGGAUUUCUGAGUUUUAUAUUCCAAUUUUAAUACAGUUUUUUGAGUUUUAUGUGACUUGAAUUUUUAAUCUUUCUGUAAAAUAAGUAACUUAAAUGUACAUACUCCAUGUGUAUCUUUUCCUGAUACCAGAUUUGAUAUAAAUGUUGUAACAUAGACGUGUAGAUAGUGGAUCCUGGAUGGAACUGGUUUCUUUUAUUGAGAAUAUAAUUCUGCAUGAAUACUUUAAUGACUCCAAACCUGUAUCAUGCCUGUGUGCAUACCCACUUAAAACACUGGAAAUAAAAUUGUUUUGGUGA
Eublepharis macularius is the source of this 7374-nucleotide messenger RNA. It is a transcript of the gene ARHGAP21, whose product is annotated as Rho GTPase activating protein 21. Lineage: Eukaryota; Metazoa; Chordata; Lepidosauria; Squamata; Eublepharidae. Gene Ontology annotation, molecular function: protein binding. The record is from RefSeq and is a predicted model, not a curated record. The coding region runs from base 549 to 6497 and encodes 1982 amino acids. The transcript has 24 exons. Gene Ontology annotation, biological process: signal transduction; Golgi localization.